Anoplophora glabripennis (Asian longhorned beetle) is the source of this 2401-nucleotide messenger RNA. Its product is annotated as transferrin. The coding region runs from base 62 to 2239 and encodes 725 amino acids. The record is from RefSeq and is a predicted model, not a curated record. Gene Ontology annotation, biological process: iron ion transport. Gene Ontology annotation, cellular component: plasma membrane; recycling endosome; early endosome. The transcript has 11 exons. NCBI's taxonomy places the organism in Eukaryota, Metazoa, Arthropoda, Insecta, Coleoptera, Cerambycidae.
AAGACCGCCCAAUAACCGGUGUUAGUGCAAGAUUUGCGUUCAAUGCCAACUGUAUAGUGAAAUGAAGCUCUUGGCGUUGCUCUUUGUCGUCGCCGUGACUGCCCAGGCAGUUACUGGCAGUGUCUGGAGGUACAGAAGAAGUACUCGAAAUGAAUACAAAAUGUGUGUCCCCGAGGACCUACUCGACCUGUGUAAACAAAUGGUGACUGAAGAAACGAAAAGCACAGCAAAAAUAAUUUGCAUUCCAGCAAGGGACAGAGUUGACUGCAUUGAGAAAAUUAAAGAUAAGGAAGCAGAUUUUCUUACUGUUGAUCCUGAAGACAUGUACAUCGCCUCUAAGGUGCCAGAUCAACACUUUUCAGUGUUCGAAGAGAUCAGAACCAGAGAGGAACCUGAUGCCGAAUUUAGGUACGAGGCCGUGGUAGUUAUCCACAAGGACUUGGACAUAAACGGCAUCCAGGGACUAAAAGGACUCAACUCCUGCCACACUGGGGUCGGGAGAAAUGUAGGCUAUAAGGUACCUUUAACGAAACUGAAGCAAAUGGGUGUCAUAGGAAAUCUGGCUGAUCCAGAUCUAUCACCGAGAGAAAAUGAACUAAAAGCGUUUUCCACGCUUUUCAACAAGGCUUGCAUCGUCGGAAAGUGGUCACCUGACCCGAAAAUCAAUUUGAAAUUGAAGAAGAAAUAUUCAAACCUUUGUGAGCUUUGUGAACACCCCGACGUCUGUGAUUAUCCCGACAAUUUCUCUGGAUACGACGGAGCUCUUCGUUGUUUGGCGCACAAUGGUGGACAAGUUGCUUGGACCAAAGUUAUCUACGUCAGAAAAUUCUUUGGGUUACCUGUUGGUAUUAGUCCUGCCAGACCAACCAACGAGAACCCAGCGGACUACGCAUAUCUCUGCCCAGACGGUACCAGAGUGCCAGUGACAGGACCUCCCUGCAAAUGGGCUGCCAGACCUUGGCAAGGAUAUAUGGCCAAUGCCGACGUGGUCAAAACCGUCGACGAAUUGCGCAAGAAAAUCGAAAAUCUGAACACUGUUGGAUCCCAACAUCAUGCACCUUGGCUGGAGAAAGUUCUAGAGUUGAACGACAAAACCGCUCCCAGGGAAAACAAGGUCAUUUCUCCUGGAGAUUACUUGGACAAAGCUAACUACACCGAUGUUAUUGAGAGAGACUAUGGUCCUCCUUUCAAAACUAUUAGAUUCUGCGUCACAUCUCAAGAUGAGGAAGAUAAAUGCAGAGCUUUGAGCAAGUCCGCUUUCUCAAGAAAUAUUCGACCAAGGUUUGACUGUGUUGUUGAGAAGAAUGUAUACGCUUGUUUGAAUACUAUUAGAGAUAAUGGAGCUGACAUUAUAACUUUGGAUGGUGGUCUAGUCGACUUGGCUCAAAGAGAGUACAACCUCAAGCCGAUAGUAGCUGAACAAUACGGACCAUUGGGAGGGUCCUACUAUGCCGUCGCCGUAGUUAAAAAGGGCUCUUCUUAUCAGUCACUAUCAGACCUAAAGGGAGCCAAAUCCUGUCACACAGGAAUAGGACGUACUGCAGGGUAUAACGCGCCUCUUUAUCAGCUCCUGAAGCAAAACUUAAUCGAGAAAACUAACUGCCCUUAUCCAAAGGCGCUUUCAGAGUAUUUCUCUGGCGGUAAUUGCUUGCCUGGAUCCAAAGACACAAGAUUCGGACUGACCAAAGAAGUCACGGACAAACUUUGCACCCUUUGCGGCGGGAACGUCGAUAAGUCCGACCUUUCCACAAAGUGCAACUUUGACACUACAGAAGCUUACAGCGGGUACACUGGAGCUUUCAGAUGUCUCGUAGAAGGAGGCGGAGACGUUGCCUUUGUCAAACAUGUCACUGUUCCCGGGAACACCGAUGGCAACAACAAAGACUCCUGGGCGGUAAACCUGAAGUCGUCAGACUACGAGCUGCUUUGUCCAGAGGGAGGUAGAGCAAAGCCGGACGAAUUUGCAAAAUGUAACUUUGCUCAUGCACCUCCACACAUGGUUGUUACUGGUAACUUAAAGACUGAGAGUGAUAUUGAUGAAAUAAGAAACGCUUUGAUAUCAGCUAGCAAACAGUACACGGACAGGCCAGACUAUUUCAAGCUAUUCGGGUCAUUCAAUGGUAAAAAGGAUUUGCUUUUCAAGGAUUCAGCCACAGGCCUGGUAUCCAUUAGUGGAGAAUCUGAAAUACAAAAGGAAUACUCCCAAGUCCUGUCCUCUGUGAACGCUUGUAGUCCUUAAACAGAAAGUUGAAUAAAUACUGUUAAGAAUGUUUACAUAUUAAAUCUAACAAUACACAAAAUAAGUACCAUUUGAUUUCUCUGUUAUGUGUAAUAUUUGUUCCUAAAAGAAUGUAAAUAUAUUGUUGAAUGUUUGGCUAUGAAAUAAAACGUAAUAAAAUAA